Messenger RNA from Cylindrotheca closterium, 2373 nucleotides. NCBI's taxonomy places the organism in Eukaryota, Bacillariophyta, Bacillariophyceae, Bacillariales, Bacillariaceae. The record is from the annotation of a GenBank genome assembly.
AUGAAUCCAACAGCGCCACGAAACGAUGAGAAUAGCAGUUUAUCAUUGUUGUUCUCGCCAACACAGCAAUCAGCACCAGUAGCAGCAUCAACAGCAGCAUCAACAGCAUCAUGCAGUAGCGCUACUACGACUACCACCAACACCACCACCAGUCAUUCGUCUUCUUGUUCCUAUUGUUCCCAAACCUUUGAGACACGGAAUGCCUUGUUUCGACACUUGAGAAAUGAUCCAAUCUGUUCCCUCGAGCAUGCUGAUGAUCAUUCAGCUCGUUCGAAUAUUUAUUCUACCAACAAGAAUAAACAGAGUGAUCGAAGAUUAUUAUUGUCCAUCGUGAAAGAGUCGGUGGCAUUGCGAUUUGGAUACUACGACGACAGCAACAAUAAGUCUCCCAAACAUGAUGACGGCGACGACGAAGAAGAAGACGACGACAAUGAGGAGGAGUCCACUCUGGCGGAAACUGUCGGGAAAGUCCUACAAGGUGCUAUAGUGGAGUCGUUAAAAGAAGUUGUACAGAAUUGGUAUGACCAUGAUACGGAUACUCUGGAAAAACUGGAGAUUAUGGGAUCGACUCAAGCAAGUUUGGCCAAACUGCGACGAAUGGCACUGAAACAAGAAGAAGGAUGCGCUGCCAAUGGUGAUGUCUUGUUUGUCAAUUUAAUGUUACCAAAGGUGAUAAAGAAGGAAUCAAUGGAAAAGCAAACGGAUUUCUGGACCAAGGUUGGAAACCUGACGCGUGCAAAAUUGAAACAUCAGAUACCCCAAGCAGAACUCUUUGAUCUCCAAAUACUAGGCACCAAGAGGGCCGCGAAAUUGCACGCCGAAAAGAGUGCCACACAAUAUAUCUAUCACUAUCUUUUACCAUUAUCUUGGCUUCCAGAAGAAGAUGCCAUGAGAGCAUGGUGGCAGUCCUCUUCCGCAGAUGAUGUUAAUCCAACACGUCAAGCACGACAAUUUCAUCAAAACAAAAAGCUCAAAAAUAAACCACCAGAUAGUCUCAGACGACUAAAGGAAGCCUUGAGAAGUGCCGAAAGCGAAAAGGCUUCGCCAGAGCAAAUACGAUCCGACCACAAACAACACAAAUUGCGAUUGGCCACUGGACGAUUUGGUGCCCUUGCCGCUCGCUCCAAGCGACCUUGGCAUAACUUUGCAGAUCCUGCCUUGAAGGGAAAUGCUAGUCCUAACAAUGAACCCGUUUGGAGGGCCGUCGAUAAGGCUCGAAUUGUGGAUUUCUUUGUGGAGACACCUCUAAAGCAAGAUGGUCAAGAGGGAGAACAGGAAGAAAGGAUGGUGGCAAUCAUUGAAUUCCGUGGAGAUGGAUUUGUCAAGGAGCAAAUCCGACGAAUUGUGGGCAGUGCCGUGGCCAUGACACAUUCCUGGCUGCCACCCGAUUUCAUUGCAUUGGCUACCAACGGUGAUACUGCAAUUGAAACUCCAUUGGCACCACCGAACCGGCUGAUACUCAGCACUGUCCGGUAUCAUUUUGAUGAACUCCAAAGCAACGGACGUCCCUUCUUUGAAACACAUGAUACUCGACAAAUAGUCCAGCUAGCUCCUUCAGAAGUCGACGGAAUAGGAUGGGCCAUGAAUGCACUGUUGGAACGGAAUGAAGAGCAAGCCAAGCUAGCGCUCGAGAACGAGUCUAUGUGGUUGAAAGGCUUGUCUCAAGAGAUUGCUCCUCGGAUCCGAACGGAACUUUUGGAGCAAGGAAAAGUGGUGGCUUCUUCCAAGAAUCCCAUGAAUACUUCUCCAUUCACAUAUUCCAAGCUAUAUUAUCCAGUGUUGUCCGAAUUACGUCGGAUCAAGUCACUCAAUAUCUGGCCGGAGACAUCCGUGGCUCGAUCGACAGUGAUUCUUCGUCAAGACAAGGCAGACGACGGUAGCGACAGCGAACACAGUAGCGGUACUCCUUCGCGACAAAAUGGUUCCUUUACGAUUGUUAAUCCAAAAGUUCAGCAGAAUUGGGACAACUUGCCACUUGGCAACAAACUCUUUCCAGAGUUGGUGGAAGCUGUAUUUGAUCUAGAAUCCAAUCUUGCCGAAUCUGAGAAUACUGGUGCUACUCAUAAAAUCACCGUUGAAGAGGUGACAACACCAGCCAGCCUACAAGGGCGGCAACCAUCAUCGCACUGUGCUGUCAACUGCAACGCCCAAUUCACUCCUCAUGUCGAUAGUGGAAGAGGUGCUGGCCAAAAGUUGUCCAUGAUUGUUGGAUUGGGAGAUUAUGUCGGUGGGGAAUUGAGGGUCGAAGGCGAUGCCUUUGACAUCCAAUACAAACCUUUGGUCUUUGACGGGUGGAAGUUGCGCCAUUGGACCAACCCAUUUGCCGGAGAGCGUUUUUCGUUGGUGUAUUUCACACCAGAAUCCAAAGAUUGA